Molecule: messenger RNA, 1612 nt
Organism: Hevea brasiliensis (rubber tree)
Lineage: Eukaryota; Viridiplantae; Streptophyta; Magnoliopsida; Malpighiales; Euphorbiaceae
Exons: 14
Coding region: 111-1385 (424 amino acids)
Source: RefSeq, a predicted model, not a curated record
GGCGAAGUUUCAGAAGUUUUCGGUUGAAUUCAUUCCGAUUCAUAUAUUCUCCUCCUCCUUCACUCCCUCUCUCGAUUCUCAAUUCGCACCAACAAAAAAACCCUAGAAAAAUGGGCAACAUUAUGAACAAGGAGGAGCCACCACCGCCCAUGGUGCUCGUUCCUCCUCUCUUCGAUUUUCCGCCUCUUGCUGCUCGCACCAGGAUGUUGGAAUCGUCAUAUAACAUGUUAUUUGGGAAACUUGCUUUGAAAUGCCUUUUUGAGGAUUAUUAUGAAGAAGCGAGGCAUUUUACUACCAGAAUUAUGUUGAAGCCAAUUGAUGAUCCUCAUGUAGAUUUGAUUGCUACAGUGUCAGGUCCAUUAGAUCAUAAGCCCGAUGAGAAAAUUACAGGAAAUGCAUUAUUUCGGUGGCAAAGCGAUGUGGACGACCCUCAUACAUUCAUGGACCUUUUUGUCUCAAACUUGGAUCCUAUUCUGCAAAUGCGCUCAUGUGCUUACUACCCUAGAUAUGGUUUUGGAGCGUUUGGUAUUUUUCCACUCCUAUUGAGAAAAAGAAUAGCUUCGGAAGAUUAUGGUGUCAUGGGACUGAGGUAUGGCUCAGGAAAUUUAUCCUUUGGAGCCACACUCAUGCCUUUUGCUGUGAAAGAUGAGUUGCCUAAGAGUGCAUGGCUUGUAAGCAAGUUUGGAAGGCUGACUGUUGGAGUACAGUAUGAGGCACUAAAUGGAAGCAAAGCUGGUGCUAAAUAUAAGAAUUUAACGAAUUGGAGUGCUGCAAUUGGCUAUGGAGUAGGAUCAGGAAGCCCCCUGAGUCCUUCUUUCAAUUUUUGCCUUGAACUUGCAAAUAGUUCUCAGUUCAUUGCUUCAUUUUACCAACAUGCAGUGGUCCAAAGACGGGUCAAGAAUCCGUUUGAAGAAAAUGAAAUAGUUGGAAUUACAAAUUAUAUUGACUUUGGGUUUGAGUUGCAGACAAGGGUUGAUGAUGCCAACACAUCAAAGAAUAUCCCAGAAUCCACCUUUCAAGUUGCUGCAUCCUGGCAGGCCAAUAAAAAUUUCUUAUUGAAGGGAAAGCUGGGACCUCUCAGCUCAUCAUUGACAUUAGCAUUCAAGUCAUGGUGGAAACCAUCAUUUACUUUCAAUAUUUCAGCUACCAGAGACCGCAUUAUUGGAAAGACAGCAUAUGGAUUUGGCAUCCGCGUAGAGAAUCUUAGAGAAGCCAGUUAUCAAAGAGCUGACCCAAAUUUCGUGAUGUUGACACCAAACAAGGAGCACCUGGCAGAGGGCAUCCUUUGGAAAAGUGGAAAGCAACCGAUGCUACAAUCUGAUGUAAAUGCGGGAAAUUUUGAUGGUUUGCCAAGAGAAUUAAGACCACUGGGAAAGAUGUUGUAAAAUUUUGUUUCUCUUUUUCUUGGAUUAGAUGAGGGUUCCAUUAGUAAAGUUAAUGUUUUAUUUUGUGUUGUAACACGGGGAGUGUGUUGCAAAAUGUCUACAAAAAAUUUUGCACAGGUUAACAUUUGUAGGGUGGUAUAUAUGAAAUUUUGGUUUACGUUAUAGUAGGUUCAGAUCCUACUUGUGAUUAUUUCAUAACUAGUGAUUUUGGAUUUUUCCAUGAUCAA